AUGACCUUGUUCCCCACCAAGUUUGAAAAUGGGAAGAUUGAGUACAAGAUAAGGUACAAGGGGAGAUCAAGACCAUUCUCUAGAGCCAAGGCCUUGGUCACUUCAGAGCAGUCCAGGGACCCAACCAAGCUAAAGGAGCUUCUGUCUCAAGUGACAAGAAGCCAGCUCGACCGACAGCUCGAUCGAGCUAGAAACAAGGUAACUCGAUCGAGUUCCACAACUCGACCAAGGGACUCAACUUUAAGAAGCAACAAGUUUAAGAUGUUGAGAGGUGAAGGAAGCAAGGCAGCUUUUACAAAGGAGGAGAUAAUGAGAGGAGCAAGGAGAAUGCUAAAGACACUAACCAAGGAAGAUGAGGAAGAGAUUGAGAGGUUGAGGGAAGAGAGAAGGACCAAGAGGAGGAAUGACCCCAUCAGCAGUGAGAGCGAAUUGGGAGAAUUCGAGAUUGGGGUGAACAUUGGAAGGGAGAAAGUGAUGACUCCUCAAAUGAAGAAGGGGAAGAGGUUAACAAGAGAUGAGGGAAGUAAGCAUGAGAGCAAUGAGAAUGUACCCAUGGAGGAGGCUGAGUCAGAGGAAGAGGAGGAUGAGCUCCCUAUGUACCAAGAGCACUACAAUGCUCUCUUCUCCAUGGACUUUGUGGAGACCAAGUACCCACAUGAUGACACAAUGAGGGCUCUUGGGAUCUUUGAGGAUGUGGAGCUAGUCCUCAAGAACAUGCGCUUGGCCAAGUUCUUCUCUCAUCGCAUGGAGUCAUACAAGGAGCUCACUUGUGAGUUUUUGGCAUCGAUGAGGUUUCACAAGUAUGAUGAGCUCGAUCGAGCUGAGUUGGACCAAGGCUGGGGAUGGAUAACAUUCUUGGCAAGAGGAGAAAGGAAGGUGAUCACCUUCAGGCAGCUGGAGAUCCUUUUUGGAUUCUCUUCUUUAAAAUCCAAGGCUGCUCAGAUAAGGAGUCAUGUGCUGAGAUAUGUGCACAAAGCCCUUGCCAACACCUUCUUUGCAAGGAAGGCCACUGGUACGAUCAAUGAAGGAGAAGUGAAGCUCCUUGACAUGGGGAUUAAGCCCAUCAUCUCACGCACAAAGGAUGGGAAGAAGAUCAGAGGAGAUAGAAUCCACGCAGGGAAUCUCAUGCCUCUCCUUGAGCAGCUACUCUCCUACAAGACAACCGCCUAUAGCACUCGAUUUCAACAAGGAAGAAAAAGAGAAGAGGGCUAA
Messenger RNA from Microthlaspi erraticum, 1212 nucleotides. The record is from the annotation of a GenBank genome assembly. NCBI's taxonomy places the organism in Eukaryota, Viridiplantae, Streptophyta, Magnoliopsida, Brassicales, Brassicaceae.